This is a messenger RNA of Saccostrea echinata, 3200 nucleotides long. RefSeq names its product sorting nexin-25-like. The transcript has 23 exons. NCBI's taxonomy places the organism in Eukaryota, Metazoa, Mollusca, Bivalvia, Ostreida, Ostreidae. Gene Ontology annotation, biological process: generation of catalytic spliceosome for second transesterification step. Gene Ontology annotation, cellular component: early endosome membrane; intracellular membrane-bounded organelle. Bases 108 to 2966 code for a protein of 952 amino acids. Gene Ontology annotation, molecular function: phosphatidylinositol binding. The record is from RefSeq and is a predicted model, not a curated record.
CGGACACCUCGGCCCAUGGACAUCCUACUGAUCAAAGCAAAUGACACCUCGGUUCAGACUGGUCGGUCCAAGAUUUAAGACAGAUGAAUAAGAUACGCUGAAGAAAGAUGACUGCAACAAGAUACAUCAUUUUGGGAGGUGGGAUAGCAGUUUUGGCAAUUGGUUAUCACUAUGAGGUCAUUGGAACAGUCUUGUCUGUGUUGGUUCAUUGUAUGAUAGCUGUACUAGGUAUCUACCUAGGUGUCACCUGGUCUCUUGUCCAGGGGAAGACAUACAAGCCAGCUGCCCAGCCCAGAGAGUCAAAGAUGGCACAGGAACUCAUCAAAUUGAUGGAAAAAAGGUAUGAGAAGAAAUCAGAGACAAAGAAAGUAGUGAUUACAAGAAAUGUAGAUGGCGCUUUACAGGAAGUGCUAGACCUUAUUAUGCGAGACUAUAUCAUGUCAUGGUAUGCUGAUCUUUCUAAGGACCAUGAAGCUUUUAUAGGUUCUCUAAGAAGUGACAUUUGGGUGAUAUUUGAGUCUUUGACAAAUCGACUGAAGAAGAUUGACAAAAUGAAGCUGAUUACAGAAGAAGUGGUGCUGAAAAUCCACAAACAUUUCCAGGAGAUCAGAGAAUACAGAAAAAGAGAAGAUGACAAAAUAGCCAAGAAAUUCAUCCUUCAUCCCUGGCUGGAAAAUGAGGACACAGAGACAGAGUUUCUGAGGAAGGUUUGUGAAUCUCUGUUGAUAGCACUGCUGCCUAAGGAAUACAUUCACUGUCACACACUGAGGAGAAUGCUGAGAGAGAUACUGACAUCGUCAGUUCUGAAGCCAUCUGUAGACAUGAUGUGUGAUCCAGACUAUAUAAAUCAGAAAUUGAUCAACUACAUAGAUUACCGACGACAGCUUUCUGAGGACACUCGUAAGAAGUAUACGUACGCUGCUACAUACGAGGAAUUCGUGAAACUCAUCGACAAGUGUGAUGAUAUAGAGCAUCUUAAACAAAUAAGAUACAAUAUCAUGACAGAAAUCAUCCAUGCUACAACCAUUCAGAACAUUAAAAAGGAACAAAACAUUCCAGAAAAACCUUUAAAACCUGGUGAAAAAGGACCAUCUCGAGCCACUGGUAAAGGGGAUCUUCUAAAAGCUAGAAAUUUGAAAAGAUACAUAAAUCAGCUUACUAUUGCCAAAGUUCACAGUGAAAAGAGAAUACAUGCAUUAGGGGGACCAGAUUACAAGAGCUAUGAAACAACAGAGGAAUCAGAAGGAAUGGUCACCAAAAGUACCAAGAUUAUGUCCUUUGAAGAAGUGAUGGAUUCAGUGGAAGCUAAAAUGGAAUUUUUCAAAUUUUUAGAAAAGGAUGACAACCAUUCAUUGCUUGGAUUUUGCAUGGCUGUAGAAAGACUUGAAACUGCUGAGAAGAGGAAACAGUAUCAGUUGGGAAAGGAGAUAUUUGACAAAUACAUCGCCAGUAGUACGAGCGCCGUCAAGCUGGACAGAGGAACUGUAAAGGACAUGGAGUCUUUCUUACUGGGUAACUCACCGGAGUGUGAAGCUUUUGAGAGGGGAGAGAAAACUGUAUUGGACAUCUUGAAGAAGCAGUACUAUCCAUCCUUUCUUGUCAGUGAUAUUUACCAUAAAUAUAUCAAGUCCUUAGAGCAAGAAACCCCAGCAGAUCUCACUGAGCAAAGAAAAGAUUUAUUAUUCUUUCAACCUGACAGUGAUGAUGAAGAAGUAUACAUGGAUUUUAAUAGUGAUGACAGCGUCAUUUUUAAGGAUCAGUCUUACUUUGCUCAACAGAAGCUGGAGCAGUUGGAUGGAAAAAUUCAGAAUAAGAGCCAUGCACUAAAAGCAAUCAAAGAAUCACAUAAAAUGGAUGACUCAAAGGCAGAGAAGAUAGAGAAAGACUUAGAGAGGGAGUUGGAGCAGUUGAUCCUACAGAGGAGGCAGCUAGAGAUCCACAUCCUGAGGACUCAGAAGUGGUGUGAGAAUCAAGGCUCCUGGAGGGCCACUAUAUACGAAGCACAGAUUGUUGAGGAGGAUGAUAAGAGGAUACCUACCUUUGUUUUGAUCGUGCAUCUGACAGGACAGGAAAAAUCGUACAAUCUUCAGCAUAGUGCAGAAGGCUGGCUAGUCACCAGAACUAUCCCAGACUUCAACCGACUCCACGAGAAACUGAUUGAGAUUGGACCUUGGUUGAAGAAGAAAGAACUUCCAUCUGUGCGGCGAUUCACAACACUGGACGAUAAAUUCUUAAAUGAGUGUAAGAGAAUGCUGAAUGAUUAUCUCAGUGCCGUAAUGAAAGAUGGAAUGAUGGCCCAGAGUGAGGCGCUUUAUGGCUUUCUGACGCCAACACCAGAGUUCUUCUUGCACAGGAAACCAGAGAAAAAGAAAGAGUUCUUCAUCACCUCCAUUAUAAAAAGCUUGCCCAUUGGUCAGUACAAGCAAGUCAAUGAGGACGAACUUAAACUGGUGGAUGAAGAAGACGAUGGUUCAAAGCUGGACAGGAAAGACUCCAUUGCUGAGCCAUUUUACAGACUGGUAGAUGAGGUGUUCGAGUGUCAUGGUAUGUUUAAAUGGCUGAGACGCAGCUUCAUCAUGUUUGUGGAAGUCACUUUUGGAAGGUCUAUAAAUAGACAACUGCGAGAAAUGGUGGACUGGAUAUUUUCAGAGAGCAUGAUCAUUUACUACAUUACUUUGUUCAAAAACUCCAUGUGGCCAAAUGGCAAGCUAGCUGACCCUCCGACCCCGAAGACAGACCUUCAAAAAUUACAAACGAGGCUUGAAGCCAAAGAAAAAUUCUUAAACAAUAUGCCAGAUGCAGUCAGAACACUUUUAGGAGAGGAGAAUGGCAGAAGAGGAGCUAUUAAAAUGUUUGAAGUUUUACAAGACACAAGACUAAACAAACAUCUUUUCUAUAGUCUUUUGGAGGUCUUUCUCUUGGAAAUCUGUCCAGAAUUAAAGGAGAGUACAGAAUCCGGUCAGUGAUGGACCAAAAAACAACACAUAGAAUGAAUUGCAAAGCUCAGUUCUUCUUCAAAAUUUGUCAUUAUAGAUAAAAGAUGUACUGUAUUAAAAGUAAAGGGUGUGUGCAAUUAACAUUUACAUGUAGAAAAGAAAUACAUGUAUUAUACAUGUAUUUAUAUUUUUUGUAUGAUUUUCUGGGUGCAAUAUGAUUUUUAAUUCUAUUUUGUUAUUGUUCAUUUAUGAUUUGAUGAAAGG